AUGAAUUAAAAAAAGACUCGGAUCCAAAUAACCCGAAAUUUCCAUAACAACCACCUACCGGUCAGAGUCACGACACCAUCCUCUCGAAUCCACCACCAUUCUCAUCAUCGUCAUCGACGACCGGUAGACCUUCAACGACCUUCAGCUUCGAAACUAUUCAAUUUCUUAUUCAAAACCUCCGCCGAAAAAAUCAAAUUUCUGGGUUAAUUUACACCAAUGUCCUCCAGUUCAAGUUCCUCCUCCGGCGAUGAUUCCGAUUCUAACCCUAAGCAUCUCGAAAGCCAAUUCCAAUCCGUUACCUUAAGCGAAUCAUCUAAUAACCUAAAUGAACGGGAGCUAGAAAGAGAAGAAGCAUUCCUUGACCAAAACGACGCCGAAUCUGUUGCUGUUGGAGAAUCAGAAGAACGGCUUAAUAAUGGAUCAGUUGAGGAGAACGGUAAUUACGGAGAAAGUAAUGAUAUUCAAAUUCAAGUUGAAGAAGACAGAAUUGAAGAGAGCGGUAGCAUUAGGAGGACGAAUUCGGAAGUUGAAGUUGAUGCGCCGCCAAGCCCUAGCAGUAGCGGAUACGCCGGUGAGAGAGGCAGCAGUAAUGCUACUAAUGAAGAUGAUGAUGAAAUUCAGGAGAUUAGCAAGGACCGCGAUGGUGUUGAUUUCCGUUCCGACUCGCAAACCAGCUGGACGCCUGGAAAACGACAUGUCGAUGAGGAUGAUGCUUCUAUAACAUGGAGGAAAAGGAAGAAGCAUUUUUUUAUAUUGAGUCAUUCUGGGAAACCGAUCUAUUCAAGAUAUGGCGACGAGCACAAGCUGGCAGGGUUUUCAGCAACAUUGCAAGCCAUCAUUUCGUUUGUGGAGAAUGGAGAGGAUCGUGUCAAAUUGGUUAGGGCAGGAAAGCACCAGGUGGUUUUUCUUGUCAAAGGACCGAUUUACUUGGUUUGCAUCAGUUGCACAGAAGAACCAUAUGAAGCAUUGAGGGGGCAGCUGGAGCUUAUCUAUGGUCAGAUGAUACUCAUUUUAACAAAGGCAGUAAAUAGAUGUUUCGAGAAGAAUCCGAAGUUUGAUAUGACGCCCUUGCUUGGAGGAACAGAUGUUGUCUUUUCAUCUCUCAUACAUUCAUUUAGCUGGAAUCCAGCGAUAUUUCUUCAUGCAUACACAUGUCUUCCUCUAGCUUAUGCAACAAGGCAAGCUGCGGGUGCUAUAUUGCAAGAUGUUGCUGAUUCAGGUGUCCUCUUUGCAAUUUUAAUGUGCAAACACAAGGUUGUGAAUUUAGUUGGUGCCCAAAAAGCUUCUCUUCAUCCUGAUGAUAUGCUGCUGCUUUCCAACUUUAUUAUGUCAUCCGAAUCAUUUAGAACUUCAGAGUCUUUCUCACCAAUUUGCCUGCCAAGAUACAAUCCUAUGGCAUUUUUGUAUGCUUAUGUCCACUAUCUUGAUGCUGACACAUACCUGAUGCUGCUUACUACUAGUUCGGAUGCCUUUUAUCAUCUUAAAGAUUGCAGGAUUCGUAUUGAAAUGGUUCUUCUGAAGUCCAAUGUUCUCAGCGAAAUUCAGAGAUCCAUGUUAGAUGGUGGGAUGCGUGUUGAGGAUCUGCCUGGUGAUCCAUUGCCUCAUACUGGGACUCCCGCUUCCCAUUUGGGACAGCAUAAAUUACCAACUGAUGCUCCUGAGGCAUUCAGGGAAUCAUAUGUGGGAAUCGGUGGUCCUGCUGGCCUUUGGCAUUUUAUGUAUCGCAGUAUAUAUUUGGAUCAAUAUGUAUCAUCCGAGUUCUCAUCCCCUAUUAACAGUCCGCAGCAGCAGAAAAGAUUAUAUAGAGCUUACCAGAAGCUUUAUACCUCCAUGCAUGAUAAGGGAAAUGGGCCACACAAAACCCAGUUUAGAAGAGAUGAGACUUAUGUUCUACUCUGUUGGGUCACCCCAGAUUUUGAACUUUAUGCAGCAUUUGAUCCACUAGCAGACAAGGCUUUGGCAAUAAAGACUUGUAACAGGAUUUGUCAAUGGGUGAAAGAUGUUGAAAAUGAGAUUUUUGUGUUGGGAGCAGGCCCUUUUUCAUGGUGAUAUCCCAAAAUAUUAUUAGCAACUCUGCGUGUAUACUAGUAUUUAUUAAUUUUAUAAAAAUCCCGCAAUUUUCCGCUACUCACUAUGAAUUUGCACAUAGUAACAGUUGAAGAGUAUCGAUUUAGUCUGUUUACCUUCUAAAAACACUGCUAUAUGUGCAUCCAUCAGUUGCCACAAAAUGUAAGCAAUAAUUUAUUCUUAACAUCUAAUGUAUUAGUAUUUUGAUUUUCCA
Messenger RNA from Mercurialis annua (annual mercury), 2281 nucleotides. Its product is annotated as vacuolar fusion protein MON1 homolog. The transcript has 14 exons. Bases 217 to 2049 code for a protein of 610 amino acids. Lineage: Eukaryota; Viridiplantae; Streptophyta; Magnoliopsida; Malpighiales; Euphorbiaceae. The record is from RefSeq and is a predicted model, not a curated record. Gene Ontology annotation, biological process: protein targeting to vacuole; vesicle-mediated transport.